Haemonchus placei is the source of this 810-nucleotide messenger RNA. NCBI's taxonomy places the organism in Eukaryota, Metazoa, Nematoda, Chromadorea, Rhabditida, Trichostrongylidae. The record is from the annotation of a GenBank genome assembly.
UCGAAAGGGCAGCCUCGGACCUUUAACGACUGUUGGCGGCGUUCCUGGAAAUUCCUUUGCUGGAAUGUGGCGGGUCUGCGAGCUUGUGCCAAGAAGAGUGGUCACAAGUCGAUUCUGGCCGAAGCAGCUGAUGUGAUAUUUUUGAGCGAAACGAAGUGUACCGAAUGGCCCGUCGAUUUGGAAAGUGCGUUCAAAGAUUAUCACAAAACAUUGGUGGUUUCAAAAAAGAACAAAGGAGGAUACGCUGGCGUCGCUUUGCUCAGCAAAAUAAAGCCAAUAAAGGUGAGGAGCCUCGAUAAAGAGCUGUUCGCUGACGAAGGCCGUCUGAUCAUCGCGGAAUACACACGGUUCUACUUCGUUGGUGCUUAUGUUCCAAACAGCGGACGUGGAUUGGUUAAUCUCGGAGGUCGCGAGAAGUGGGAGGACCUGUUCCUGGAGAAAAUCAAGGAUCUAGAUUCGAAAAAACCAGUGAUUUACGCUGGGGAUUUGAACGUGGCUCAUAAUGAAAUAGACUUGGCAAAUCCUGAGUCAAACAGAAAUAAGACUGCUGGUUUCACUGAUCAAGAGCGUGGGUGGUUUACUCGUUUGCUCGAUGCUGGCUUCAAGGAUACCUACCGUGAAUUACAUGGUGACAAAAAAGAAUACACUUUCUGGUCUUAUAUGGGAAACGCUCGUUCUAAAAAUGUAGGAUGGCGACUUGACUACUAUGUAGUGAGCGACAGAAUUUUUUCAAAGGUUAAAAGUAGCGAGAUACGAACUAGUGUAAUGGGCAGCGAUCAUGCUCCAGUUGUGCUAGAAAUCGACAUCUGA